This is a messenger RNA of Melanotaenia boesemani (Boeseman's rainbowfish), 4939 nucleotides long. RefSeq names its product heat shock protein 90, beta (grp94), member 1 (gene hsp90b1). The transcript has 28 exons. The coding region runs from base 111 to 3698 and encodes 1195 amino acids. NCBI's taxonomy places the organism in Eukaryota, Metazoa, Chordata, Actinopteri, Atheriniformes, Melanotaeniidae. The record is from RefSeq and is a predicted model, not a curated record. Gene Ontology annotation, molecular function: ATP hydrolysis activity; ATP-dependent protein folding chaperone; ATP binding. Gene Ontology annotation, biological process: protein folding.
GAAAGGUUGGUGGACAGUCUCCGUUGUGAAGCUAGUCUCGCAUGUGCUGUUUCCCCGGCUUUUGUUUCAGCAGCUGAAGCCUCACAGCGUCGGUCAAGCAGUGUAUCAAAAUGAAACGAGUCUGGAUGAUAGGUCUUCUUUUUGCACUUCUAGCCUUUGCUGCUGUAAGGGCCGAAGACGAACUUGAUGUAGAAGGGACAGUAGAGGAAGACUUGGGAAAAAGCAGAGAUGGCUCCAGAACAGACGAUGAAGUGGUGCAGAGAGAGGAGGAAGCUAUCCAGCUGGAUGGUUUAAAUGCAGCUCAGGUUAAGGAACUCAGGGAAAAGUCUGAAAAACAUGCUUUCCAAGCUGAAGUCAAUCGUAUGAUGAAACUCAUUAUCAACUCUCUCUACAAGAACAAGGAGAUCUUCCUAAGGGAGCUGAUUUCUAAUGCCUCAGAUGCUCUCGAUAAGAUCCGCUUGUUGUCUCUGACUAAUGAGGAAGCAUUGGCCGCCAAUGAAGAGUUGACCAUCAAAAUCAAAUCUGAUAAAGAGAAGAACAUGUUACACAUCACUGAUACUGGAAUUGGAAUGACCAAAGAGGAGCUGAUAAAGAACUUGGGUACCAUCGCCAAGUCUGGCACCAGCGAGUUCCUCAACAAGAUGACAGAGAUGCAAUCCGAAGGGCAGUCUACGUCAGAGCUGAUUGGACAGUUUGGUGUGGGUUUCUACUCUGCUUUCCUUGUUGCUGACAAGGUCAUUGUAACAUCAAAGCACAACAAUGACACUCAGCAGAUCUGGGAGUCCGACUCGAACCAGUUCUCCGUCAUUGAGGACCCACGUGGAGACACACUGGGCAGAGGGACCACCAUUACACUGGUUCUCAAGGAAGAGGCCUCAGACUAUCUGGAGCUGGAGACCAUCAAGAACCUCGUCAAGAAAUAUUCUCAGUUCAUCAAUUUCCCCAUCUAUGUUUGGGCCAGCAAGACUGAGACCGUAGAAGAGCCAAUUGAGGAAGAUGCUGAGGCAGAGGAAACAGAGAAGGAGACCCCUGAAGAUGAAGCUGAAGUAGAGGAAGAGGAGGAGGACAAAGACAAGCCAAAGACAAAGAAGGUUGAGAAAACUGUGUGGGACUGGGAACUGAUGAAUGACAUCAAGCCCAUCUGGCAGAGACCAGCUAAGGAGGUUGAGGAGGAUGAGUACAAGGCUUUCUACAAGACCUUCUCAAAGGAAAGUGACGACCCUCUGGCUCAUAUCCACUUCACCGCUGAGGGUGAAGUUACCUUUAAGUCCAUUCUGUUUGUGCCCAAUUCAGCUCCCCGUGGCCUCUUUGACGAGUAUGGCUCCAAGAAGAAUGAUUACAUUAAGCUGUUUGUCAGAAGAGUUUUCAUCACAGAUGACUUCAAUGACAUGAUGCCCAAAUAUCUGAACUUCGUAAAAGGAGUGGUGGACUCAGAUGACCUUCCUCUUAAUGUGUCCAGAGAAACUUUGCAGCAGCACAAACUGCUUAAGGUAAUCCGUAAGAAGCUGGUUCGUAAGACUUUGGACAUGAUCAAGAAGAUUGCAGAGGAACAAUACAAUGAUAAAUUCUGGAAGGAGUUUGGAACCAACAUCAAGCUGGGCGUCAUUGAGGAUCACUCCAACAGGACUCGUCUGGCCAAGCUUCUCCGUUUCCAGACCUCCAACAGUGAAACAGACGUGGCCAGUCUGGAGCAGUAUGUGGAGCGCAUGAAGGAGAAGCAGGACAAGAUCUACUUCAUGGCAGGCACCAGCAGGAAGGAGGCUGAGUCUUCUCCCUUCGUAGAGAAGCUUCUGAAGAAGGGCUAUGAGGUGAUUUACCUGACAGAGCCUGUGGAUGAGUACUGCAUCCAGGCACUGCCCGAGUUCGAUGGAAAACGCUUCCAGAACGUGGCUAAAGAGGGUGUCAAAUUUGACGAGAGCGAAAAAGCCAAGGAGAAGAGAGAGGCUCUGGAGAAGGAGUAUGAACCUCUCACCACUUGGCUGAAAGACAAGGCCCUGAAGGACAAGAUUGAGAAGGCAGUUCUCUCUCAGAGGCUAACCGAUUCACCUUGCGCCUUGGUUGCCAGUCAGUAUGGUUGGUCAGGAAACAUGGAGAGGAUCAUGAAGGCACAAGCUUACCAGACAGGAAAAGAUAUUUCCACAAGUUAUUAUGCCAGCCAGAAGAAAACACUAGAAAUCAACCCCAAACAUCCACUUAUCAAGCAGAUGCUCAGCAAAGUCAACUCGGGUGCCGAGGACCAGACUGCAUCAGAUCUGGCAGUGGUUCUGUUUGAGACGGCCACACUGCGCUCAGGGUACCAGCUGGCUGACACGAAAGCAUAUGGUGACAGAAUAGAGCGCAUGCUCCGACUCAGCAUGAACGUUCCCCUGGAUGAACAGGUAACAGCAGAGGAUGAUGACUCUGAAGAUAAAGAGGAAAUUGUAGAUGAUGAUGACGAUGAUGAAACGCAAACCGGUUUUAUCCACAUUCAUAGACUGAUAACAGGAAUGAGUAUAGAAAUUCCUGAAGGACUGACGGAGCUGUUACAGAGCUUUACCGUGGAAGUGUUAAGGAAUCAGCCCAGGGAUUUGCUCGAGUUUGCAUUACAGUACUUCACCCAGCUGAAGGACAGUGAGACCAAAGAGGCCUCUUUUGGCAAUGACCAAAAUUCGGCCCCAAGAUCCGGAAAAGCGGUCAAUUUCAUUGACGAAGCCAUGCAGAUCGAUUCUGAGAAUGGAGAGGAGGAAGACGACGAUGACGAGGAAUUUAUAGCCCCGGUGAUAAACAGAUUCAUCAGAAGAGCAUCAGUGUGUGCUGAGGCAUUCAAUCCUGAUGAAGAUGAAGAAGAUAAAGAGCCAAGGGUCACCUACCCCAAAACCGAUGAGCAGAGACAAAGACUACAGGAAGCAUGUAGGGACAUUCUUCUGUUCAAGAAUUUGGAUCCAGAAGAGAUGUCUCAGGUCUUGGAUGCCAUGUUUGAGAAGUUUUGUAUCGAAGGCGAGCACAUCAUUGAUCAAGAUGAUGAUGGGGACAACUUCUAUGUUAUCGAAAGCGGGACGUUUAACAUUUUUGUGAAGGUUGAUGGUGUAGAGAAGCUGGUCGGCUGCUAUGACAACAGAGGCAGCUUUGGAGAACUAGCGCUGAUGUACAACACCCCCAGAGCAGCCACAAUAAUUGCCAACUCGCCUGGAGCCCUUUGGUGCCUGGAUCGUCUGACUUUCAGGAGGAUUAUAGUGAAGAACAAUGCCAAGAAGAGGAGACUGUAUGAGGCAUUCAUUGAAACGCUACCACUACUCACAUCUUUAGAGAUGUCAGAGAGAAUGAAGGUAGUAGACGUGCUCUCCACCAGGGUGUACAAUGAUUCACAGCAGAUUAUUGCUCAGGGUGAUUUAGCAGAUUGCUUCUACAUCGUUGAGAGUGGCCAAGUUAGAAUUACCAUGAAACGAAGCCGGACAAAAAAAGACCAGGAGGAAGAGGAGGUGGAUAUCACCACAUGCACAAGGGGCCAGUAUUUUGGGGAGUUGGCUCUUGUCACAAAUAAGCCCAGAGCUGCAUCUGCCUAUGCUGUGGGAAGUGUCAAAUGUUUAGUCAUGGACGUUAAAGCCUUCGAGAGGCUGCUUGGCCCAUGCAUGGACAUCAUGAAGAGAAACAUUGCUAACUAUGAGGAGCAACUGGUGACGCUGUUCGGAAGUAGCCCCGAAAUUGAGCAACGUGCAUGAGAUGACUCCAAUGGACCACGAAGGAUUAAAUGGGUGGAAGAAAAAGAGGCUUGUAUGGAUGUUUUCUUCAGAAUCACUUAAACAGCUAUUUUUUUUUUAUUUAAACAAAAAAUUUAAAAAAAAGUGACGAUCCAUCACACCACAACAUUUGCGUGUCAGAUAAAUAAAACAGACUCUGAUAAGGCUUAUUUUAGUAGAGUUUGCCACAGAAUACCAUUACCGCAGUAAGCUAAAGCAGACUUGCUUAAAGCUUGCUUAAUUUAAUUUAAUAUGACCAUCACCUUAUAAAUGUAAGUGUACAUUUUACUUGUCAGUGUCAGGUGCAUUAUUUGUUUGUAAACUGAACACUUUGUUAACUUUCACAUUUUUCCACAGUGUUCAAGCUGCAUCUACUGUAUAUUAUUGUUUGUACAUUUCUAAAUCUUACUGGUUAAAAACCAGAUGCUGAAGCUUAUUUCUUACUGGAUUAAUGUGAGGGCGUAUAUCAUCUUCUCCCAUUACAGUAGCAAGAGCACUGGCUCAAAAUCCCCAAUGUGAGAAAAGCAAAGAGUCUCCAAAAGACAUUGGUUAGAAUUUCAUCUUUUACGUGUUGACUACAGCUGAAUGCAGUUGACAUUUUUUACAAAAUUACAUCUAUGUUUACCACCAGAUUGAAUCCCUUAAAUUCAUGCUCUUAAACUGUUUAUCAUUGUUGGUAAGUGUUUGUGGCUGUUUGCCUAAUGCUCUGCUUUUGCUAAAAAAAGCCAACUUAAGAGAGAUAGCUGAUAGUUUUGUAAGAAUAUACAACACAUUGCUGUACAAUUUUAAAAACUGAGUAUUUACUGUUAUUAUAUAGGACCACUUUUAACUUAAUAAGUUGCCCCGGUAGACUGUAGUCAUUAUAAGCAGUGUCUUGAAACAAUUAAUUUUUCUGUGUUUUAAUGUAAAAUUUAGCUCAUAUUGUUUGUGUAGGUAAAAUAUACGUUAUAAAGACAUCCAUUAUUGCUGUCUACCUCUGCCAACAACUUUUAUUGAUUCUCACUCAGUGGGAAUCUAAAGUGGGUCCUUUACUUCGUCUCUCUUUUUGAAACCAAGUCUUCUGUAUUCUUUCUGCAGCUGAAUUGUUUUAAACUGGUUUACAUGUAAACAUGCCAAUUUUAUUCCUUUCUGGUAGUACUAGUCAUUUUUAAAGGCAAACCACGACAUUAGCUAGAGGAAGAAAUGUAUGUUUCACUUUUCAUGUCAAUAAAAAACGUUUUAUA